GUGCAUAGAUAAAGAGGGUUUUACAGAUAAGGUAAACUAGGUAACGUAUGGUCACUAUAUCCAGAUAUGUGUCUCCUACACUAUCGUUAUACUGUUAACAGCAAAGGUAGACUGCAUUUGAAAACAGAGCAAUGCUUACAAACUUCAAGCGAACCCUUUUUGCAAGAGUGGCUUUACAAAUACCACUAAUCUGGUCAUGCUAUGGGUACAUUAACAAAAAGUCCGAUGACUUGGACAUAGUGGCACUGAAGACGAUAGUAGAGCAACAAGCAGCGAUGAUCGCAACACUUCAAAGUGAGAUGACGGCCCUCAAGAACUCACUUCCGAGGUCAUUUCAGCAAGUUGGCUUUACAGUACGCUUCUCAGCUGAUAACGGCCAGACCGGCAUCCCCAUUACCUCUGGGCAGACGCUUAAAUUUGACAAUAUCAUUACCAACCUCGGCAAUGCCUAUGAUGCAAGAACUGGAGUCUUCACGGCACCCAUACCCGGAUUAUAUUCAUUCUUCCUGGUCGUCAUGUCUCCGGACGAAACUUCAUAUCUAGUUUUGGCAAUAGUAAAGAACGGCGUACAACUGGAUCUGGUCUAUGGUAACGGUCGAAGUGACCCCGAUGAUCAGGGUUCAACUCAGGUCACCAUGCACCUUGCUGCUGGCGAGAUGGUGUGGGUACAACAAGCGUCUGGAGAAGGUGUUAGGGGAAGUAACUGGACAGUUUUUACCGGCUACCUUCUCGUGGCAGACAAGCCUUCCUAGCAACAUUAACAAUUUGAAAGAGUUCAUAAAAAUGAUGUACUAUUUGUAGGGGAUCCAGAGUUACAGCUGCGCAUGCGCUACAUGGUCAUAGCUUAAUCACUUCCUAAUGACCUGGUAGAAGCUUUAUGUUUGACUAAGCAUUAAAGCUAACAUUCCUUUAUUAUUCU
Pomacea canaliculata is the source of this 919-nucleotide messenger RNA. Its product is annotated as complement C1q-like protein 3. The coding region runs from base 132 to 752 and encodes 206 amino acids. NCBI's taxonomy places the organism in Eukaryota, Metazoa, Mollusca, Gastropoda, Architaenioglossa, Ampullariidae. The transcript has 2 exons. The record is from RefSeq and is a predicted model, not a curated record. Gene Ontology annotation, molecular function: protein binding.